GUCCGCCUGAUCUGAUCUAGCUGAGCUGAAUCCGGCCUGCAGAUAAGACUAUCUGACUUUGUUUUGUAUGACUGAACAAGUGCAUGGCAUAAACUCAAAACCAGCAACAAGACAGUAUUUUAGCAGGGACCGAGCAGGGAGAUUCUGCAGUCCUUUUGUUCCCUGAACGUACUAGUACGUUGGUUGUUUGAGUUCAUCGAGAGACCAAUGCCCAUCUUCCAAUAUGCAGAGCACACAAGGAAGCAAAUCCAUGCAGCUAUUGCCCAUAGAUAUCCACUAUGAUAAACUUCUUGACUGGCUAAUUGAUCGGCGUCACUGCACGGUGAAAUGGCCCGUCGCCCACCAGGAGAUACGCACUCGCAUUGAUACGGCAGUUCAGGACAUGCCCGACGAAGAAGAGAUCACCAAACUCAUUCGCUCGUCAUCUAUUGACUACUUCCAUUGCAAACGGAUUGUUGAGCUGCUCAAAGUGUCAGAGGCUGAUACAAAGAAUCUGUUUGGCAUGUACUCUUCACAGCGAAUGAAGGACUGGGUUGACAUUGUGAAUCGCUAUGAAGAUAAGAAGGUGUACCUAGCGGAGUCCGCUCAAGCUUUGAUCCGUAAUGUCACCUUUGAGAUACCAGCAAUGAAGCAGCAGAUCAAGCGUGCUCAGCAACAGGCCAGGGACUCUGAACGAAAGCAAUCCGAAUACAAUGGAACUGCUUCUCAGCACCAACAGCGUUUUGCUCAGGAGUGCAAGAAAAUGAACAUUGAGGGUAAAAACAUCAAGCUAGAGCUCUUACAUCAAGUCAAAGACCUGCCGCAGAUCUACAAGAAGUUCAGCGAAGGUGUGGAAAGUUUGGCUGAAGCAUGCGAGUACUAUCAGGCUGCCGUGGACUUCCUCCUUUCUCAGCAAUCUAAAGGUACGUAUUGCCCGACGGAGACGUGCCCUUUACUUCGACAUAUCCAGCGCAACGGCAACACGACGCUGUACCAGUGGCGGACAGGACAAGUGCCACAGAUUGUAGAAGAAGACAACUGGCUGGCAAGACGACUGGCUGAGCUUAAUAAAGCGGAAGCAGCACCGACAGCCACAUCUGCGUCAGCAAGCGAUGACACUGGUAUUGACUUUGGUGAUGGUGACACCAAUGGAGCAGCUACAGCUGCUGCAGCAGCACCAGUAGCAACUGCCGAUGGGGAGAUCGAUUUCGGCGAAGGCUUCAAUAUGGAUGCAAUCGACUUUGGGGAAUCCCCUUCGGGCCAGACAGACCUGGGUGAAAUCGAUUUUGGUGAUCUUGUCGUUGACGAUGUUCCAUCAGCGGAUGUGAACGGUGCGUCAGAAUCUGGAGCUGAGAUCAACUUUGACAUUGUGAUUGAGGACUCCGGCACAGAAAAUGAGCAAGGUGUACACACAGCUACAGGAGAAGAUGCACUCACUGUUUUGGCUUGCUCGCGGACUCGCGACCUGUUCGUAAACGAGCUAAAGGAGCUCGAGGCGUUUCUUCUUCAGCGGAAAGCCGAGCUGGCAAACAAUGUAACAGAUAUCUUGUCCGUUACGAUGUUUCAGUCAGCUCCACUGUUCUUGCAAGUGCAAUCUGAGCAGAGUGUCACACGCAUGCUGACUGGCGUGCAGGGCUUGCUGCUGGUAUGGCAUGACGAGAGAACACAGCACCUCAUCAAGAUCUGCUCCUCUCCUCGAGCACUAGACCGCCUGGCAGAUACUCUAAAGCGCAUUCUCCAGCAGGCGGAUAAGAUGCGUGCCAAAGCUGCACACAUGCAGGAACGUCAGCAGGAGCUGCUGCAGGCUCAACGCGAUAUCGAGCCCAAACUGGCCUCGGCCAUUGCCCAUGUCAAGGAUGUGCAGGCCAAGAUGCAAAGCGAGAUCUCUCAGCUCUACAAGGACCGCAGAGUUAACAUCAUGGGAGAAAUCAACAACUUGUGAGGACUGCCGCCGUACUUGUCCAGCAUGAUGGCAGCAUCACCAAGCACAUGUGAGAAAAUCAACAGCUUGUGAUGACUGCUGGACUUGUCCUGGCAUGAUCGCAACGAACAAGCUCUUGCCAAGCCAACCCCCCACCACCGCACCUGUCUGCACUAACUGUUCCAAAGGCUGUCCUGUCUUGGUUCAAUUGCACUUCCAACAUGUAUAUAUAUCAACAUGUACAUAACUGUUUAUUUUCUGAUCUGUUGCUACACGUCCUCGGUGUGAACAUACACACUACAUUUGCUGGCGACUGUAGUGUUCAUCCUCUCCAUGGCAUGUGUUCCGUUUUAUUUUUCAUUAUCCUUUCCGCUCCAUGUCUAUAUAUUAGUAUUUCGUCACAUAACCUACUUGUAGAAAGAGCAUUGGAACUGCACACGCAUACACGCCCCAUCACACUCAUACACACUUGCAAACAUGUCUCCAGGCUCCAUAUUGUUCAAUGGUUGUAUUCACUACUCGGGACCAAGUCCCGUCGCUCACAUACAAUUCUCUACGCUCCAUCGUUGACAGAAUUCAGGACAAUCGUUGCUGAAUCGACACUGGCAUGUUUUGCUACUGAUUCCUUGCUUGCAACAUGA
Molecule: messenger RNA, 2541 nt
Organism: Sycon ciliatum
Lineage: Eukaryota; Metazoa; Porifera; Calcarea; Leucosolenida; Sycettidae
Product: CDK5 regulatory subunit-associated protein 3-like
Exons: 15
Coding region: 224-1921 (565 amino acids)
Biological process (GO): regulation of mitotic cell cycle; regulation of cyclin-dependent protein serine/threonine kinase activity
Cellular component (GO): endomembrane system
Source: RefSeq, a predicted model, not a curated record